Molecule: messenger RNA, 2706 nt
Organism: Fundulus heteroclitus (mummichog)
Lineage: Eukaryota; Metazoa; Chordata; Actinopteri; Cyprinodontiformes; Fundulidae
Product: zinc finger protein 260
Exons: 2
Coding region: 166-2202 (678 amino acids)
Biological process (GO): regulation of DNA-templated transcription
Molecular function (GO): RNA polymerase II cis-regulatory region sequence-specific DNA binding; DNA-binding transcription factor activity, RNA polymerase II-specific
Source: RefSeq, a predicted model, not a curated record
GUGGCGCCAAUAAGCGGUAUGCCAACUGUCCAGCGAAGAAGAAGAAGAAGAGGGAAAAAAAAAAACAGUGGAUAAAAAUGGGUUGCUAACAGCUUUACCCUUUUCUGCUUAGAAUCCUCCUGGAGACAAAAAUUUGGGCUAAAUAUAUAUCAGAUUACAGGAAACAUGUCUUCCGUCCAGCCGCAGAAGGAGUUUAUCAACCAGCAGAGGACUCCUGUUGAAGAAACCUUAACAGAGUUUAGAGAAAUCAUCGUCAAGGCCGAGGAAGAGAGCGAUGAUCAGAGCAGACAGCUGGAUUUCACUCGGACACCCCAGAUAAUCUUACACCGAAUAGACUUCCCACCGCUUCAUGUUGGGAAGGACGGGUCUCUAGUCGAAGAGCUUCUCUUUAAACAGGGGAACACCUCUAGUUUGGACCAGAACAAACCAGAACCGCUGAUGUUAAAAGAAGAGUGGAAGAAGGAGCUGGAACAUCAGGAGAUAAAACAGGAGCAGCAGGACACAGCUUAUCACGAGAUGAAAGAAGAGCAGGAGGAGCUAGAAUACCAUGAGAUAAAAAUAGAGCAGGAGGAGCUGGAACAUCAGCUAAUAAAAGAAGAGCAGGAGGAGCUGGAACAUUAUUUGAUAAAAGAAGAGCCUGACAGUCAAGAUAAGGAGCAAGUUGUGGUGAAGUUGGAGACUGAUACUUUGAUGGUGACUCCUACAAGUGAUGAAAGAUACCACACAGAAUUAAACAGAACGCUAAUUAUCUCUCAGGACUUUUUUCAGGCUGAGAACCAGGAUCAUGAAGGAAACAGUCCUAAAUAUUCUGGAUCAAACAGAGAUGAAGAGCUGAAUAGAAAUGAGAGCUGCUGGACAUCUGGACAGCAUGAUGGCUGUAAUGAUAGUACAAAACAAAACGGUCUCCAAAAAACUCAGAAUAAACAUUUGUAUUCUUGUAUAAUUUGUGAUAAAACAUUUACUGAAAACAGUUUACUAACUAAACACUUCAAAAUUCACACAGACGAGAGGCUUUAUUCAUGUGAGAUUUGUGGAAAGAUGUCUGGGCGAAAAAGCCAUUUAACUGUUCACAUGAGAACUCACACAGGUGAGAAGCCUUUCUUGUGUAAUAUUUGUGGAAAAGCUUUCAGUCAAAAAGGUCAUUUGAAUUGUCACAUAAGAACGCACACAGGAGAGAGACCUUUUAAGUGCAAAAUUUGUGGUAAAAGGUUCAUUGGAAAAAGCAUAUUAACCGAACACAUGAGCGUUCACACAGGUGAAAGGCCGUUUUUCUGCAAGGUUUGUGGAAAAAGUUUUCGUCUAAAAGGUGCUUUGCGUUGUCACAUGAUAACCCACACAGGGGAGAAGCGUUUCACCUGUGAGGUUUGUUUACAAACGUUUAGUCGAAACGGCCGUUUAACUCUUCACAUGAGAAGUCACACAGGUGAAAAGCCUUUCUCGUGCAAAAUUUGUGGAGAUGGUUUCUGCGAAAAACAAAUUUUAACUGAUCACUUGAAAACGCACACUGGUGUGAGGCCUUUCACUUGUAAGGUUUGUGGGAAAAGUUUUAGUCGAAAAGGUGGUUUAGCUGUUCACAUGACAAUUCACACAGGUGAGAAGCCUUUCUCGUGCACAAUUUGUGGAAAAGGUUAUUAUAAAAAAGCUUUGUUCAAUGUUCACAUGAGAAUCCACACGGGUGAGAGGCCUUUUUUGUGCACAAUUUGUGGAAAAACGUACAUUCAAAAAGGUCAUUUAACAGGUCACAUGAAAACGCACACAGACGAAAGGCCGUACUCAUGCACAUUGUGUGGAAAAAGCUUCCAUUACAAGAUUAGUUUAACUGAACAUGUAAACAUUCACAAAGGUGACAGGCCUUACUCUUGCAAGCUAUGUGAAAAACGCUUCCGUGAAAAAUGUCAUUUGACCGUUCACAUGAGAACUCACACAGGUGAGAAGCCUUUUCCAUGCAAGAUUUGUGAAAAACGAUUCUGUAAGAAGUUUAAUUUAACUCUUCACAUGAGAACUCACACAGGCGAGAAGCCUUUUUUAUGCAAGAUUUGUGACAAACGUUUCAGUAAAAAAGGUCAAUUAACUGUUCAUAUGAGAAUUCACACAGGUGAGAAGCCCUUUUCGUGCAAGAUUUGUAAAAAAUGUUUCAGUAAAAAGUGUAAUUUAACCCUUCACAUGAGAAUUCACUCGGGUGAGAAGCUUGUCUCAUGCUAGUUAUGUGAAAAGAUAUAUGUAUUGUUUUUUUUUUUAACCCUUCACAAGAUAAUUUACAGGGAUGCACAGUGGCUCAGUGCAACAUACUCUUCCACUAUAGCUAAUGUACCUGGAAUCUUCUAUAGCAUUUGUCCUGCAUUUAACUCUUGGCUUGGGGUCUUUCUGCAUGGAUGUUUUCUCUGUGUAUUAGACAUAAACAUUUUAAAUCAGGAUGUUUUGCUUUCAAUUUUCUAGAAGGAGUUCACAAAGCUAUUACAAAUACAUACGUUUUACAUGGAAUAAAAAAAAUAUUUUCUUUGAAAGACAUUUCCCCCAAUCAUUUGCUUAAAUGCAUUCCAUUAUCUGUUGUAUUCCAGAUGGACAAAGAACAUGCAAGCUCUGAGUGAUCUUAUUGUGCCUGUUGUCUUGGAAUCUUAGCAGCUCAUUUGUAAAUGUAAACAAAGACAAUGUGUCUUCUCAUAUUGUUUAAUGUUUGAACUGUAAACAAUAAAGAAUAAUAAAUUG